Messenger RNA from Salvia splendens (bonfire salvia), 1862 nucleotides. RefSeq lists its product as uncharacterized. The transcript is spliced from 3 exons. NCBI's taxonomy places the organism in Eukaryota, Viridiplantae, Streptophyta, Magnoliopsida, Lamiales, Lamiaceae. The coding region runs from base 489 to 1745 and encodes 418 amino acids. The record is from RefSeq and is a predicted model, not a curated record.
UCCAAUUUUUCCAUUUUCGUCCGUCCCACAAAAUUUGUCUAAUUUCACUUUUUACAUUUUUGGUUGUGGACCUCAUAUCCCAGUAACUCAUUCGUACUCACAUUUUAUUUAGACUGAAAACAGUUUCAAUUUAUUUAUUCUGAUUAAUGUACUGUUUUGAUUUGCUAUUUUCUUCAAUUUAUGUAUUCUGAAGUGUUGUUAGAAAUUGUCGACUGUAUUUUAAAACUGCGCCUUGAAAGAAACGAAGAUUGAAGGGUUCUUUUUCCAUUCUGACUAGUUAAAAAUAAAAAAACAUUUUCAAGUAUUUCAGAAACUUAAACUUGGGCUCUUUUGGUUUGCUUGACUUGAUAUUGCAAGUUAUGAUAUUAUGUAGUUUUUAUAACUAUGUUUUUGAGCUUAUUAUAGCUAAACUAUUUUUGGCCUAAUAAAAGGUAUUGGACGAGGAAUUGAAGUUCGGUAGCACACGAUCUUCACUUCUUGUAGCCAACAUGUCGAAGGGCGAGGAACUGAAGUUGCAUAUCAAGGUUGUGGUGAACAAGCAGAGAACUAAGGUCCUGUUUGCAGAGGCUGGCAGCGAUUUCACGGACGUUUUGCUAAGCUUUCUACUUCUGCCAUUGGGAACGAUCUUGAAGGUCCUCGAGAAGCAAAAUGUAGACGAGGCGCCUGCUAUUGGAAGCUUGAGCACGCUGUACAGAGGAGUAGUGAAUCUUGACAUUGGCCAUUUCCAGACAGAGGUUGCCAAGCAGAAGCUCCUCGCUCCAGCAAGUUACUACGAUGCUGAGUUGCGUAAACUGAGGCUCAACGUGUAUAAUGCCGUUCCUGCAAGCCCCAAUUCUGUCAAUAGAUACGACGGUGUCUUCACUGAAAGUGCAGCUUCUUUCAUAAUCGGUGAUGAUUUGAAGGUGAUGCCUAAUGUGAUGGGCUCGUUCAUGGAAACUCUCAGGGGUCUCGACAUUGAUGGGACCGAUAUUGAUGGUGCUGAGACGAUGGAUGUGGCUUUUGGAUUGAAAAAAGAGAUUGUGGAUUUGCUGAGGCUAUCAUUGGUUUCCCGGAAUCCACUGACACUAUUCGUGCUGAGUGGUGGGCAGAUAAGGUUGGCGUCGAAGAAAUCCAACGAACAGGGGAAUGCUUGGCUGCAAUGCAAUGAAAAAGUCGCAUCUACCAACAUCAAGAAGAUGAUUAUGAAGGUCACUAUACAGAAAUCGACUAACAAGUUCCUAUUUGCUCAGGCAGAUAAUGAUUUCAUCAAUUUCCUUUUUGGCAUGCUCACGGUUCCUUUGGGAAGCGUGGUGUGGUAUUUGGGGAGUGACAGUGGCCUACAGGCUAUUGACAAUUUGCACCGGAGUGUAGCAGAUGAGUCUAAGAAGGUCCAAUUGAAGAGCGCAAAGACAAGAAUAUAUCUAACCACAUCAAACCUCAGCCAAUCCAAAGAGUUUUCCCGUCUUAAUUUUGACCCUGAUGUGAGAAACCAUCAUGUCAAGGGAGAGAGGAUGCACAUGGUGACCAAUAAUAUGACAGUUUCACCGUUGACUAUGACAUCAUGCAUCUCUGUGCUCAACGAGCUGAAGAUAUCUGUGUCUGAUGUUGAAGAAGUGGACGUGCAAGUUGGGCUCGAAGAGGGUUUAAGCAUAGUGCAAGAGGCUCUUACGUCGACGACAGCCUUGGAAGAUGGCCUCAUCCAACCCAUCUUGAAGGCGUCUCUCGCUGCUUCAAAGCCCGUGAAACGACCAAAGCUUGAAUGCUGAAUAUUGAUUCAUCUCUCUUUGACUCUCUAAUAUUAGGACAAGAUUGUGGCCAAAGCUUGAAUGCUGAAUAUGGAUUCAUCUCUUUUUGACUCUCUAAUAUUAGGACAAGAUUGUGGC